Molecule: messenger RNA, 3983 nt
Organism: Mobula hypostoma (lesser devil ray)
Lineage: Eukaryota; Metazoa; Chordata; Chondrichthyes; Myliobatiformes; Myliobatidae
Gene: endouc
Product: endonuclease, polyU-specific C
Exons: 7
Coding region: 50-925 (291 amino acids)
Molecular function (GO): RNA endonuclease activity
Source: RefSeq, a predicted model, not a curated record
AGCCAUUCGCCGAAUCGCCAGUUUCGGCGUUGGUUGGCGGCGCAGCGGGAUGGCGUCGGGCUUGGUAAUGAAUGAAGAGCUUUCUAAGAUACUGAACGAGCUUUGGAAAGCUGACGAGAAUCGUCUACUGCCCGAGGUGGACUACCAGAUAUACGUGCAGGGUAAGGCCUAUUAUGUCGCUGCUGGCAGCAACAGAGCGAGGGACUGUGCCCGCUAUCCCUUGUUCUCCUACGUAAAUGAGGAACGUCUGAAGACAAUUAAAUCCUUCGCAACAUUCAUUGCUCUCCUGGAUAACUAUGAAAUGUCGACUGGAAUUGCGGAGGUCGUGACCCCUGAGGAAAUGGCUGAAAACUUCCGUUUUCUGGACGCGAUUCUGGAAACAAAGGUCAUGCAGCUGGCUCACCAGUACCUCGCCAGUAAAAACCUGACAUCAGCCGAUCCACAGGACUUCAAGCAGCACCUUUAUGACAUCUGGUUCAAGCUGUACUCUAGAGGAGGAGGCCGUGGGCGGGACUCCUCCGGGUUCGAGCACGUGUUUGUGGGAGAGACCAAGCGAGGGAGAGAGAUCAUGGGACUGCAUAACUGGGUCCAGUUCUACCUGCAAGAGAAACGCAACCACAUCGAUUACAAAGGCUUUGUGGCAAGGAAAGACAAGAACAAGCCCGAUGAGGACGAUCAUGUCUUGACCCUGCAGUUCAGCUGGAAGGAUAUGGUGAAGCCAGUCGGCAGCUCCUUCAUCGGGGUCAGUCCGGAGUUUGAAUUCGCCCUCUACACGAUCUGCUUCCUCCUGUCGCAAGGCAAGGUGUCGCGGGAGCUGGUGAUGGUGGAUGAAUACCACCUGCAAAUUGUUGUGUACCGUCAUGGCAAGUACAUUGGGACAUCGUACCCCGUCCUCCUGAGCAACAACAACACUCCCGUGGAAUGAGUCUCCAAGCCAGUGUGGCUUCUCAUCAGCUCAUUGCCGAAUCCGUCCGGGAACAGGCCUACUGAUGUUGGGAAGUUUCCAUGUGUUCCAUGCUUUGUGCUAAUGUCCUGCACCGAAUGCCAGGGUGUGCCUUACCAGAUGCUCUCUUCUCCACCCCACACCCCCCCCCCACUGCAUUGAUCCAGCUUACUCCCUCCCCCUACCCUCACAUUCCUCUAAAUAUAGGAGCAGAAUCAGGCCAUUUGACCCGUCCAGUCUGCUCUGCCAUUCCAUUAUGGCUGAUUUAUUAUCUCUCUCAACCCCAUUCUCCUGCUUUCUCCCUGUAACCUUUGACCCUCCCACUAAUCAAGAACCUAUCGACCUCCACUUCAAAUAUACGCAAAUGACUUGGCCUCCAAAGCCUUCCUUGGCAAUGAGUUCCACAGAUUCAUCACCCUUUGGAUAAAGAAAUUCUAAAUGGACAUCCCUCUAUUCUGAGGCUGUGCCCUCUUGUCCUAGACUCCUUCACUAUAGGAAACAUCCUCUCCUAUCUUUCCUUUCGGUAGGUGACCAGAAUUGCACACAGUACUCCAAAAUAGGCCUCACCCGCAUUGCAUACAAUUUCAACAUAACAUCCCAUCUCUUGUACUCCAUACUCAAGGUUUAUAAGGCUGUUAUGUUGGAGGCCAUUCAUAAGAAAUGUUAUAUGUUAAACUGGCAUUGUAUUUGUAUUUGUUAUGGCUUCAUUUGCUCUGCUGCCUUCACCAUAGGAUUCUGUGCUUUCCUGUGGCCUUAAUAUAUUGUGUUAGUGCUCUACCUAAGCAAUCAAUUGUAAUUGCAGUUUAUAAUUUAAAUUUUUAAAUGGCACAAGUUGGCAUUUCACAUUGUUUUCAAGUCACCCAAUCCUGUCUCAGUAUGGGAAAUAUUGAUGGUAACUAACUAGAUGAAGUCUCAGUUGGGGCAGUUCCGGAGUCUCUGAAGCUGCCCAUCAGACCCAGUGGUCAGUGUUGUUAACCUGGCUGCUGCUGCAGUGUGGUGAAAGGAAAUUUAAAUGGUUCCGAUUGGACUGGAUGGGUUGAAGCACCUAUUUCUAAGCUGUAGUUUCUAAGAUUUUAUGAAUUUAUAAGUUUGGUGUUCAAGUUCAAGGCUGAUUGUUAUUCAACCAUACAGCCAAACAAAACAGAGUUCCUGCAGAUGCAAAACACAGUACCAACAGAUACACAGCACGGGGCACAUAUAUGAUAGCAGUAAACAGUCGCACAGAAAGUAUACAGAUAGCCCAAGACCUUGAAUGACAUAUUGUGUAAAUUGAUGGUGCGUUGGUGUUGUCAGCCCCCAGCAGUGCAGACAGACAUACACACACAUGCAUGAGUGCAAUGCAGCUUGUCUUCCAACAAGUGAACACUGGAGGGCAGCACUGACAGGAGCUGGGCUCUUGCCCCAUGGUUUAAUAAUUAUCCUCUGUUUGCAGCUUGGUUAAUGUCAGACUCAGAGCUGGACACUUAGCAUAAAACUACACACAAAAAAAGUGCUGGUGAAUGCAGCAGGCCAGGCAGCAUCUAUAGGAAGAGGUACAGUCGACAUUUCGGGCCAGGACCCUUCGUUGGGACAAAACUAUUUGGGAUUUCAGAUUCUGAUUUACUCAGAUUCAGAUGUAUUUAUUGCAAAACUUUCACUAUCUAUUUGUCCAUGCCCUGUCCCUCAUAACUUUAUAAAUGUGUGUAAUGUCAGCCCUGUAUUCCAGUUAGAAACAUCGCAGCCCAUUCAUUUAUUUAUUGAAACAUGUUGUUUGCAUAAACGACAUAUACGCCCAAAGAUGUGCUGGGGUUAGCGUGCAAAUGUCACCACACAUUCUGGCACCAACAUAGCAUGCCCACUAUACUCAAACCCUGAACAAACCUACAGAGCAAGUGGGGUUAAAGGAAUUUCUGCUCCUUGUACAAAAAUAAAUGUUUAGCUAUCUGGUACAAUCCAUAAGCCGAUGCACAACUUGCCAUGCAAGCAGCUCACAAAACAGCUGCAUCACAGUUAACUCUGUUGGGAAAGGCACCAAACUUGAUUACAUUAUCUUUUAUUUCUCACUUUAUAAAGAAAACCUUCAUUCCAACAAGUAUCAGUUCAUUUUUCCCAAAAAAACUGAUUUAAUUUCAUAGUACACAGAGUACAGUACCAGCCCUUCGUCCCACGAUGUUGUGCCAACCUUUUAAUCUACUCUAAAGUUAAUGUAACCCUUCCCUCUUGUACAGUUCUCCAAUUUUCUAUCAAUCAUAUGCCUAUCUUAAAUGUCUUAAUGUAUCUGCCUCUACCACCAUCCCUGCAGUGCUUUCCACACCCUCUGAAUUAAAAAAAACCUACCUGACAUACCCUCUGAAAUUUCCUCCAAUCACCUUAAAAUUGUGCACUCUCAUAUUGCCAUUUCCGUCCCAGGAAAAAGCUUCUGGCUAUCUACUUGAUCUAUGCUUCAUCUUCCAUACCUAUUGUGACCUCUCAUCCUCCUCUCCAAGAGGAAAGCCCUACAUCAACUGAUCUUCAUGAGACGUGUUCUCUAAUCCAGGCAGCAUCCUAGUAAAUCUCCUCUGCACCCUCUCUGAAGCUUCUCUAAGUCAUUUAUUCUGACAUGGCUGAUGUCCUGAUGAAGGGGCUCCGUCUGAAGCCGCAGACUGUUUAUUCAUUUCCAUCAAUGCUACCUGACCUGCUGAGUUUCUCCAGCAUUUUGUGUGUUACUCUGGAUUUCCAGCAUCUGCAGAAUCUCUUGUGUUUGUGAUGUUUAACACAGCCUGCAGACAUGAUACAUGAAUAGGUACUGGAAAAUGUUCACUGUAGCAUACUUGACUGAAUCUUUUCUUUCAGCUACUGGUAGAUAACAAAAAUUUCUUGUCAGGAAAUCAUAUUGGUCUUUGUUGUCCUAGGGGCUUCAUUCUGCAAUUAAAAUGAUUCAGAUCCCCUUUAUUUGUCACAUGUAUUUCGAAACAUACAGUGAAAUGUGUCAGUUGCAAGUUUUUUUUGAAGUAUUAUCUGUCUUAUGUAAUGCUUGUGCAAAUUUGUAUAAUCAACAAGCCUUUAAUAAAAUUAUAUGUGA